Molecule: messenger RNA, 4405 nt
Organism: Phyllostomus discolor (pale spear-nosed bat)
Lineage: Eukaryota; Metazoa; Chordata; Mammalia; Chiroptera; Phyllostomidae
Gene: HINFP
Product: histone H4 transcription factor
Exons: 10
Coding region: 1170-2867 (565 amino acids)
Biological process (GO): anatomical structure development; regulation of transcription by RNA polymerase II
Molecular function (GO): RNA polymerase II cis-regulatory region sequence-specific DNA binding; DNA-binding transcription factor activity, RNA polymerase II-specific
Source: RefSeq, a predicted model, not a curated record
GAGACUUGCGCAUGUAAGCUGGCUGUUCGGGCUUGGUGUUUCUGCGUCUGGGGUUGAUCCGUGGGCUGGCUUCAAGUCCAGGUUCUUCCCGAGUAGUCUCAGCGAGGCUUCUUCUUGCAGCUUGAUCGCGCUAGUCGGCCGGUCGCCCGCUGCGUCCCGGGUCCCUUACCCUGACUCGGACGUCCUUGCUUUUCCCUCUGGGUCUUCGUCGGUCACCGCGGUAGCUUAGGUAGAAAGAAUCCCAGGAAACCUGAGGGGCUGCGAGGAAGAGGGUUUACCUUCCGGGACGGUCUCCUUCCUUCUCUCUUAACUCCACCCGUCCUUCUAGGGGCCAGGUCUCGGCCAACCUUUACGUCUUAGCCUGCCCAUUGGGAUUUCUCCUCUGAUUUCCCUCAUUGGGUGCUUUGUUUUGAUGGUUGUCUUCACACAUCAGAGUCUUAUCUCUUCAGCCAAAUUGUGAGUCUUUAGGAGGUUCAGAACCUGGGUCCCUCCUUAAUCAUGAGUACCAUUCAGGGUUCAUUCGGUGCUUGGAGGUACUAAGUGUACUCAACUAUUUGCUGAUUGUUUAUUAUGAUUCCUGAUGAAGUGUUAAGGAUCCCGCGGGCUGACCUUUUUUGUAGAAUUACUGCUUAAAUCAUCUCACCUUAAGAAGCGUGGAUACGUGUAACUAACACAUGUUGAGUUCUAGCGGUGUGUUAUGCUAAAGGUUUUAAUAUGUAUUAUGUGUUAAGUAUUUUAAUAUGUUUGGUUCAUAAAUCAAUUCAACGAGAUAGGCAUAAUUAUUCCCAUGCUACAUGGGAAUCUGAGGCGUUUAAAGUUAAAAUAAUGCUUACCUCAUAGGGUGAUUAAAUGACAUAAUGUAAAUAAAAUGUUUAGUAUGGUGCUUGGCAUGUAGUAGUAUGAAAUUAAAAACAAAGGGUUUUGGUACCUCAUUUUGAAGCUGACGAUGUUCAGGAGUAGAAGGGCUAAUUGGCUUAAGCCACACAGCUAGUAGGUAGUGGACCCAGGAGUCUUGACUUUGAACUCUGGUUCUUCUCCAAAGCCAUCUCUUUGAACCUGGGCUUUGUUAUGUCUCCCAUGUGAAUAAUUCCUUGGAACAAUGUUCUGAAGCUUUAUGAGAAAAUGUCUCUUCAUAUUCUUAGCUUAGUACCUGGCACAUGCUAUAAAUAAUGUUAGUGUGUGCUCUCCUUUCCCAAAACCAACACACAGCUUCUAGGGUUUUGCAGGACUGUUACUCCAUCCUUACUGAAAAAGCACAGCAUUUCUCAUGGGUCACUGGAGGAACCUCUGCUGGUUCUAGGGUGAAGGCCAUGCCGCCCCCUGGGAAAGUUCCCCGAAAGGAGAAACUGGGGCUACAGUGUGAGUGGGGGUCCUGCUCCUUUGUGUGCUCAGCCAUGGAGGAGUUCUGUGAGCAUGUCACUCAACACCUGCAGAAGUACCUGCACAACUCAGAGGAGGAAGAGGAAGAGGAGGAGGAUCCCUUGGAGGAAGAAUUCUCCUGCUUAUGGCAGGAGUGUGGCUUUUGUUCUCUGGACAAUUCUGCUGAUCUUGUCCGCCAUGUCUACUUCCACUGCUACCACACCAAGCUGAAGCAGUGGGGGCUGCAGGCCCUGCAGAGCCAGGCUGACCUUAGCCCCUGCAUCCUGGACUUCCACAGCCGCAACAUCAUUCCUGACAUCCCUGACCACUUCCUGUGUCUGUGGGAGCACUGUGAGAGCUCCUUCGACAAUCCUGAGUGGUUCUAUCGGCAUGUAGAAGCGCACAGCCUGUGCUGUGAAUACAAAGCAGUUGGUAAAGACAACCACAUGGUGCUGUGUGGCUGGAAAGGUUGUACCUGUACCUUCAAGGACCACUGUAAGCUUCGUGAACAUCUCCGUAGCCAUACCCAGGAGAAGGUGGUAGCUUGCCCAACUUGCGGGGGCAUGUUUGCCAAUAACACCAAGUUCUUAGAUCACAUCCGUCGCCAGACCUCAUUGGAUCAGCAGCGCUUCCAGUGCUCUCACUGUUCCAAGAGAUUUGCCACUGAGCGGCUUUUGCGGGACCACAUGCGUAACCAUGUGAAUCACUAUAAGUGCCCUCUAUGUGAUAUGACCUGUCCACUGCCAUCCUCCCUCCGUAACCACAUGCGCUUUCGCCACAGUGAGGACCGGCCCUUUAAAUGUGACUGUUGUGACUACAGCUGCAAGAAUCUAAUCGACCUCCGGAAACACCUGGAUACCCACAGCAAGGAGCCAGCCUACAGGUGUGAUUUUGAGAACUGCAGCUUCAGUGCCAGAGCUCUCUGCUCUAUCAAGUCCCAUUACCGAAAAGUGCAUGAAGGGUACUCAGAGCCAAGGUACAAAUGUCACGUGUGUGACAAAUGUUUCACAAGGGGCAAUAACCUCACUGUGCAUCUUCGCAAGAAGCACCAGUUCAAGUGGCCCUCGGGGCACCCCCGUUUUCGGUAUAAGGAGCAUGAAGAUGGCUACAUGCGGCUACAGCUAGUUCGCUAUGAAAGUGUAGAGCUGACACAGCAACUUCUACAGCAACCACAAGAGGGAUCGGGCCUGGGAGCAUCACUGAAUGAGAGCAGCCUGCAGAGCAUCAUUCUAGAAACAGUGCCAGGGGAGUCAGGACCCCAGGAAGAGGCUGAAGAGGAAGAGGAAGGCAGAGGUGGUAAGGGGACAGCCCUCUUAGCCUCUCAGGACACCUCGAGUCCCAUCAUCCAUGUGGUGAAUCAGACCAGUGCCCAAGAGAUUGUCUACUAUGUGCUAUCUGAAGCCCUGGGAGAGUCCCCCCAGGCCCCUAAGUCCCCCUCAGGGUGCAUCAUGGAAAAGCUUCAGGGAAUAGCUGAGGAGCCAGAAGUCCAGAUGGUACGAAGGCAGUAGAGCCUGACCAUUCCUAACCCAGAUUCUAGGGUUUCAUCCAGGCUGGUGACGGUGCCCCUUUGGGUAACCCUUGCCAAUGGAUGUCUUUUGGAGUGGUGCUGAAAGCAGUGUGCUCCACUCUGAAUCCAGCUUGCAUGUUAGCAGACUCUAAGGACUUUUCCUUUUCUGCCAGUCCAUGUUUUGGGAUCUUGAGGAAUUUUCAUUAGAGGGGGACACCCUAGUUGUGUGUGUUCUUGUAGAGAGAGCUAGUAUCAGGCUUAAUCGUAACCUCUAGAAAUGUCGGAACAGUGAUUAAAAUCCUUAGUCAACUUGCAUCCAUUCUCAUCUUUAGGGUUACUCAAGCCCAGGGAUGACAUGUAACUAGUCCCUGCAAUGGCCCUUUCAUCAUAGCCAGCCAAGGCAUUGUGAACCAGGCACUCAUUUUCCUCUGAAUGGUUCCUCCUACAACCUAAGGACUUCCAUAUGAUCCUCAGGGAUGAGGCUGGAGGCACUGAGUGUGUAUAGCAUUUGUUUUUGGUAAUAAAAGAAAUGCUUCUGCUGUUACUCAUUUCUUCUUCCUUAUGUUUAGUGGCUGUUAACUAUGUAAUAAGAUGUAGCCACCCAGAAGAGAAACUGAAUAAUUAGGCUUGUACCGCUUUUAGUGGCUAGGGUUGUUUUCUGUUUUUUAACUGUCUUGUCUCCUGCUCGCCUUCCUCCUCUUUAGUGAAACUUUCAUUUCUUUUCAGCAUCUACCAUCUCCCUGGAGGUCUUAGGCAUAGGUCAUGAGUUUGCUUUAGCAGCACUCUAGAAUGGAUGAGUGGGGCUAACCAGGAAAAUACAGUACCAGACCUUGCCUACACUCUCUGAGUUCUGAUUAGAACCCAGUGCCUCUGCGGUAGGGGGUUCUUUACCUGUGGGACUGGGAAGGAAGCUGGCAGUGGAAGGUGGAUUUGGAUGCCCUAGACACUGGUAGCUACUUGGGGUCAAGGAACCAAGGUAGAAAAUUGUGGGUGUGAGUGCAUUUUCCUGGGGAAAGGGUCUGGUUUUCAUUAAAUUCUCAAAGAGUUUGAAACCCUCUAAAAUAAGAAUUGGGUCUGUCCAACCACUUCACAGUAACCUGUGUCCAUUCUUAGGGUCUCUGCUGCUCUGGGGAGGUCAAGAAAAUAUUCUCAAGUAGCUAUAAUUUCUAGACCUUUUUAAAAGACCAAGUUUAAUUUUUAUAACAAAAACUGCCCAUUGCAGAAGGAAAUUUACAAAGAAAAUACUCUUCAUUCCAUCAGCUGUUCACUAAGUUCUAGCUAUGAUUCAGGCACUGUGAUAGGUGCUAAGAUGAAUAAAACCAGGACCUGCCCUGGAGUUACUUGCAGUACAGAGACAAGGAAAGAUCUAAAUAAGUAGAGGGAUAAAAGCCUAUCAGGGUUUAUUCAAAAUAGCCCUAGCUGGGUAGCUUAGAGUGUGGCCCUGCUAAAACAAGGUAGCAGGUUCAAUACAAGAAUCACCCAGUGAACGCAUAAAAAAGUGGAACAACAAAUUGAUGUUUCUCUCCCUCUCUCCAAAAU